UUGUGCUUAACAGGGGCUUUACACAUCAUGGGAAGUGCAGUGUUUCUGGUGCUCUUGCUCGGGGUGGCACUCGCUGCGACCGCCGCUGUUCCGUCGAACGACGCCGGCAGUCCUACCGUAGUAUCAACAGAUAGAUUAACGCCCAUCGCAUCUUUGAAAACGCUAAAAGAGAGUUCUUCCGCCAUAACGUCGACCGGCAGCUCACAGCCGGCCACAGGAGAUGUCUUUGAAGUAGAGCCAGCGGACCUCGAAGUUCUCGUACGACCAAAGAGAAACUUCUACGGGAGGGGCGAUCCUUGGGGGAGAGACAGGAUUUACGGACGUAACCGCCAGCGCAGCAGAUUAAAUCGCGCGAAGUACAACCGUGGCAAAAUGAGGUACUUCUUUCAGAGAAAGAAACCCUCGGAUAACUACAGACCCAACUAUGACGCUGAAAACUCCUCCCCGAAAUACACAAAUAGAGAUUACGUCGCCAGGACCGUCGUCAGUGCGCCUCCGUCUGAACCUCGCAGGUCUUCCGGAGGAUUCGUCUCAGCUAGGUCGUCAGGAGUUGCCCGAGUGGAGCAGACCGGCUAAACCAGAUUUGAAUUGGCAGGGUUUUCAUGAUAUAUGCAAUGCCUAGUGGGAGUUAUGGGAGUUUAACCUUAAGACAUUCCUCACAGGCAUUUUCAGAGAGCCGCUUAGAAAUGGAUUUACCUACAAACCUGAAUCGAAUAGUUCCUCGCACCUAAAUUCUCAGAAGGUUACUUAAGAUGUAUAGACUAAUAUAUUCAUACAUUAUGAGUAUCACUGAUUGUAUUUACGUAUUUUUGCAAUUCUAUACACUAUGACUUUAGAGCAUAUUUUUCCAAGUCUUUUAUAAAGAGGUUUUAAUACACCCUAGUUCUAACAAUGCUUAGUUAUAAUAUAUGCUUAUAUACUUAUAUACAUUUCCAGGCCUGUGAAAUGCAAUAGUUUUCUUAGGUUAUGAAGCAAAUAAACAGUAAAAA
Penaeus indicus is the source of this 989-nucleotide messenger RNA. RefSeq lists its product as uncharacterized. The record is from RefSeq and is a predicted model, not a curated record. NCBI's taxonomy places the organism in Eukaryota, Metazoa, Arthropoda, Malacostraca, Decapoda, Penaeidae. The transcript is spliced from 2 exons. Bases 28 to 576 code for a protein of 182 amino acids.